AUGUAUCCUAAGCCUGGUAGUGUUUUCGAAAACGGCGGGAUUGCAAGUCUUACGAUCCUUCUCUUUGCCACGACGGUGGACUGCAUCACUCCGCUAUCAUCUGGCCUCGCUAGCACUGGAAAAUGCAAGCCGGUGACUUGGGAAGAUUCCACAACCCCCGGCCGGCCCGCGGCCACGGCCUCACGACCACGCGCAUGCACAACUCACACAACCAUUCAUGGGAUCAGAGGUGCCGAUACAAAGCCUGGAGAGAUCAACUGUCGCUAUACUAGCGACACCAAUGAGAACGUGGGUCCGGAGACCUGCCAAGAGCUCGCAACUCGUUACGGGAUUACACUAGACAAGUUCUUCCUCCUCAACCCUUCUCUGGACCGAGACUGCGGGAACAUACUUCCUUGCGCCUCAUACUGCACUCGUGGAUGUACGUGA
Molecule: messenger RNA, 429 nt
Organism: Colletotrichum lupini
Lineage: Eukaryota; Fungi; Ascomycota; Sordariomycetes; Glomerellales; Glomerellaceae
Exons: 1
Coding region: 1-429 (142 amino acids)
Source: RefSeq, a predicted model, not a curated record